Molecule: messenger RNA, 737 nt
Organism: Gasterosteus aculeatus aculeatus (three-spined stickleback)
Lineage: Eukaryota; Metazoa; Chordata; Actinopteri; Perciformes; Gasterosteidae
Source: RefSeq, a predicted model, not a curated record
UACCCUCACCCUAGAUACAGGCUGGCGCGCACACACCGGCAGACUCACUCAGCUUCCGCAUAGCUCUCCCUUCUACAUCUCUGUGUCUCCAUCCCUCCCUGCGCUCCCUCCGCCCGGUGGAUUUUAGCCCCGCUGCUGUGUUGAACACCGCCAAGAUGUCAGACAAGCCUGACCUGACCGAGAUCGCCCGUUUCGACAAGGCGAAGCUGAAGAAGACGGAGACAAAAGAGAAAAACCCUCUGCCCACCAAAGAGACCAUCGAGCAAGAGAGGAAAGGCGACGCCACACCCUGACUUCUGAGCACAAGAAGAAAAAGACGCUGAGAUGCCACAGCAAAAAGCACUUUCUUUUGAUUAUCACAGUAAUUCAAUCUCUUUCUUUGUCCUUGGAUAAGGGAGCUCCUGAGCUACCUUGGGGGUCGCCGUAAGGGUACAUGGCAUCCUCACAUGGGGGGGAGGGGGUGGGGGUGGGGAGCUCUCUUACCACUAUGGGUGGAAAACCAAACUUUAGCCUGGGUGCCUGUCUCGCACUGUUAGCCCACAGCUAACAUGUCUCCAAUAUUGCCAAACUAGGGAGUGGUGUAGUGAUGUAGCACGGAGGGAUAGACAGGCAUCCAGGCUCUAGGGGAGAAGGGGGAGGGGUGACUACAGUUGUGGGCGCACUCAGUCUAAUCAUGUGGGAUGUUUUCUUAAUAAACUUUUUACUUUUCUUCAUGAAAUAAAUAUGAAGACAUGGAA